This is a messenger RNA of Didymella exigua CBS 183.55, 1270 nucleotides long. RefSeq lists its product as uncharacterized. The transcript has 4 exons. Bases 140 to 1255 code for a protein of 371 amino acids. Lineage: Eukaryota; Fungi; Ascomycota; Dothideomycetes; Pleosporales; Didymellaceae. The record is from RefSeq and is a predicted model, not a curated record.
UGUUACUGGACCAAGUAGCUCAUAAGCUCGUCUCGACAACCACGCAUGUCUAGGUAGUAUAUAUCCCUAGACAGAGGCUUCUGCCCAUGCCUGAGUCUUUCUUCACUCGCUGUUCAUUUCGUUUCUUCAGCUGUUCGUCAUGAUUUCCGUCGGCAUUUUCAAUGGCGCCGGGCCAACUGGCGCCAGAAGACGUCUUCCUCGAUACCGUCUCUUCGCUCUUAUUGUGGGUAUCUGCCUUGCUGUGAUCACUGGCUCCCACUUCUCCCACGUUUCGCAUAGUCAACAGCCAUCCGACGUGCAAAAACGAAGCCUUUUCGACGAGUCACUUAGACUCAACAACUCGCUUGUCUCGCUGCCGCAGGGGCUUUUUUCUCGUGCAGCCAACGAAGCACUAUGGGCCAGGAAGGUUGCAAGUGGAAGAGGCUAUUUGCUGAUACUAAGGGCAGUAAGCGGUUCGAAACAGAGAUUCUAUCCAUCCCAUCUGCUGACGACGAGAACGGCCAUCUGGUGCAUGAUGAACAGUAAUGACGUGGUAGCCAGGACCGUGACACUGGAGACACUCUUGUCGGCUGGGUGGGAAGAAGAUGACGAACAAGAUGAAGCGAUACCGGCAGACUACCGCAAGUCACUAGGGAGGGCCGAUGGUCUGUUGAACACGGCUAACGAGGUCUCUCAAGGCUGGGAUCAUGUGAACAUAUGGACGGGCGAUGAUGGCAGGGAAAGAAACCCUACCACAGCUACAAUGGGCAACAUUGUUAACGGCGAUGAUGGUUACAUAAUUGCUGGUGGCAAUUUUGGGCCCGCGGAAACCACGAAAGACUUGGAAGAUCCUCUGCCAAAAUGGAUGUGGCCCACUACAAAAUGGACCGACAUCAUGGCAGUAUCAUGGGGCCAGUACGCGGCCGGCAAAGACCUCAAGCGCGUAUACCGAUCCGCUGUUGUCAUGCCCGAGACGAAAGCCCUUAUGGAAUCGGCCCUGUUGAAGGUCAACAAGCUGCCGGGCGGUGACCUGGAUGACUUGCCGCAGUGGCCUGGCGUUGAUAUCGUGCCGGGAAGAACCCCCACUAAGAUGCCAAUGACGCCUGCAGUCGAGGCCUUCAUGGGCUUGCUUGGGAGCUCUCAUGGCGCUGGUCCUGCGUACUUGGUCAUUCAAUACUGGGCCAUCUUUGGCAAGAAGAGGAUUAACAAGAUCAAGAUUUGGCGAUCUGAGAACAAGCCGGUGGCGAACAUGCUGCUCUACAUGGAGAGCCUUUGAUAGGCAAUAUUGACG